CUAGGCUGCGUGGGCGUGGUUACUUGUCACCGCAACAUGGCGCUGAACAGGAACCAUACGGAUGGCGGAGGUGUCGUAAUUAAUAACAGCGAAAGCGUCCUAAUGUCUUAUGAUCAUGUGGAGUUAUCGUUCAGCGACAUGGAGGACACACCAGAUGCUUUCAGAGGGACCAAGAAGGGCCAAGUCAUCCUCACCCCAUAUAGAGUGAUUUUUGUGUCCAAAGGGAGAGAUGCUCUGCAGUCCUUCAUGAUGCCUUUCUAUCUGAUGAAGGGCGUUGAAAUCAAGCAGCCUGUUUUCGGAGCAAACUUUAUCAAGGGUGCCAUCAAGGCAGAGGCUGGAGGUGGCUGGGAAGGAUCCGGGACAUUUAAACUCUGCUUUCCUUCUGGAGGCGCAAUAGAAUUCGGCCAGCACAUGUUACACGUAGCCUCCCAAGCAUCAAGAGGAGGACCUCCUAGUUCUGGGUAUCCGUAUAUGCCCAACGGCGGCUAUACUUUCCCACCUCCUGCAGCAAAUGGCAUCUACCCCCCUCCUCCUGCUGGGUAUCCGUACCCCCCACCUCCAACUGAGUUUUAUCCAGGACCUUCAGGUCAGGAUGGUUCUCUGACUUAUAUGCAUCCUCCACCUCCUCCUUACCCAGGACCCAUGGAGUCUCCCUUAGCCUCUGCUCCUGACCUCCACUCCACUUCUGCAGCCGAAGCUAAAGCUGCAGAGGCCGCCGCCAGUGCCUACAACAGCCAGGCCAACCCUCCGCAUGUCUACAUGUCUACCGAUUUCCCCCCACCCCCUCCCUACUAUCCACCAGAAGACAAGAAAAAACAGUAAAAAGGUUACAUUUUGGAGACCACUGAGGAGGCUCCUGUUGAUACCUUGCUGCUUGCAGGCUAGAACCCCAACACAUGGAGGAUCAGGACACCAAAAGAAGGCUAUGUGUUCGUUUUGACCUUGGUUGCUGCCUUUGUUGUUAACCAUUCUGAUUCGCUUGCCACCCCAUCUGGCGGAAUAAAACAUGUUAGACGUGUCUCUUUGACGUGGUCAUGAUCUUGUAGCUAGAUCUCCAUUAACGUGACAUGUCUGCCAGCAUCUUCUAGUGGCCAUACAGCUCUAAUCCUACCCCCCUCCAAUGAUGCCAUGGACUGUACUGUAUUGUGGUAUAGAAAGCAUGCAAUUAUUCCAAUCUCCACGUGUUUUCAUUGCUAAAUAUAUAGGAGAAUAAUUUAAAAUAUAAUUUAUUUUCAGGGAGUUUAUCUAGUUUUAGGAAUGCAAUCUGCAUAUCACAUUAAAAUAUAAAUUAAA
Spea bombifrons (plains spadefoot toad) is the source of this 1293-nucleotide messenger RNA. RefSeq names its product WW domain binding protein 2 (gene WBP2). Gene Ontology annotation, cellular component: nucleus. Gene Ontology annotation, biological process: positive regulation of DNA-templated transcription. NCBI's taxonomy places the organism in Eukaryota, Metazoa, Chordata, Amphibia, Anura, Pelobatidae. Gene Ontology annotation, molecular function: transcription coactivator activity; chromatin DNA binding. The record is from RefSeq and is a predicted model, not a curated record. Bases 37 to 822 code for a protein of 261 amino acids. The transcript has 8 exons.